Molecule: messenger RNA, 1038 nt
Organism: Dacryopinax primogenitus
Lineage: Eukaryota; Fungi; Basidiomycota; Dacrymycetes; Dacrymycetales; Dacrymycetaceae
Product: GroES-like protein
Exons: 5
Coding region: 1-1038 (345 amino acids)
Molecular function (GO): oxidoreductase activity, acting on NAD(P)H
Source: RefSeq, a predicted model, not a curated record
AUGUCCAAAGCGAACGUCGGUCUCCUCGUGCGCGAGCCGAAGCAGAAGAAACUCGCCCCUGCGGCGCCUGUGGAGCUGUGGGAGCCUGAACGGGGAGAGGUUCGUAUUCGUGUUGAAGCGGCAGGGCAGAACCCAGCAGAUUGGAAGCAACUGGAUUGGAACUUCGCCGUGCCUUCCUUCCCCUUCAUACUUGGUGUCGACGUUGCCGGCGUGGUAGACAAGCUAGGUGACGGAGUAACCAAAUUCAAAGUUGGUGAUCGAGUCAUGACAAUGACCCAUUUCGGUGCAGCAAGCAAGCACGGGGUAUACCAGAAGUACAGCGUCGUUACGGCCGAUGCUACGAUUUCCAUUCCUGACAGUUUCACCUUCGACCAAGCAGCUACGAUACCCGCAGGUUUCUGGACGGCAGCAUUGGGGAUAUUCACCCUCAUCCAGAUCCCACUCCCGCUCUCCCAGGCUAAGAGGGUGUACCCCAAGGUGGAGGGAGAGCCGUUCCUCGUCUGGGGCGGGAGCGGGACUGUCGGAGCGCUCACUGUCCAGCUCGCGGCAAUUUCGGGGUUUAAUGUGGUUGCUACUGCCAGUCCGAGGAACUUCGAGUAUGUCAAGAGCUUGGGGGCGGCCAAAGUCCUGGAUUAUCAUGAUGCAGAUAUUGUCGACCAGAUCAGAGCUGUUACUCCCAACCUUCGGUAUGCAUUUGAUGCUAUCUGUGAUAACGGAUCGACUGCAGCAAUGCUUCCGUCUCUCUCCCACAGUAAUCCAGAGGCCGCCAUCAUCAACGAUAUCAAGGAUCCCGUCCCUUCCAACGUAAAGAUUCACAGAGUUGGAGUGGGAGCCGUAUACAGAGAGGAAAAAGCAGAGGAGCGCGCCAGAUUGCUCGAGUUGUGGGAUGUACUGAUGAAAGAGAGCAAGAUCAAGCCUCUCCCGGUGAAGAUCAUGCCUGAUGGUUUGAAUUCCAUUGACGCCGGGUUUGACUUGAUGAGGCAGGGCAAAGUCUCAGGGCAGAAGAUAGUUUACCAUCCUUGGCAGACGAAGAUUUAA